CAACCCUGGUAAUAUCAGCGUGCUUCCGUUUCAUGGUCUGCUCUUUCUUUUUGAUUCCGUCAGCCGACUGAGAAGUUUUGUGGCUUAAACGUUCAAUAUGGUUGCCGUAAAGAAACAGAAAAAGGCUUUGGAGAGCACCAAUGCUCGUCUGGCGCUGGUGAUGAAAUCCGGCAAAUACUGCCUGGGUUACAAGCAGACUCUGAAGACCCUGCGUCAAGGCAAGGCCAAACUGGUGCUCAUUGCCAGCAACACGCCAGCCCUGAGGAAAUCCGAGAUUGAGUACUACGCCAUGUUGGCCAAAACUGAGGUCCAGCACUACAGUGGCACCAACAUUGAGUUGGGCACCGCUUGCGGCAAGUACUUCCGUGUGUGCACGAUGUCCAUUACCGAUCCUGGAGAUUCGGACAUCAUUCGUUCUCUGCCCGACAAUUAAAUGAGUACAUUUUUUUUUUUGAAAACUGCAAACAAUUUUUAAAUAAAAAAAAGCUCUGUAUAAUUGUA
This is a messenger RNA of Drosophila innubila, 501 nucleotides long. RefSeq names its product 60S ribosomal protein L30 (gene RpL30). Gene Ontology annotation, cellular component: cytosolic large ribosomal subunit. NCBI's taxonomy places the organism in Eukaryota, Metazoa, Arthropoda, Insecta, Diptera, Drosophilidae. The transcript has 4 exons. The record is from RefSeq and is a predicted model, not a curated record. Gene Ontology annotation, molecular function: structural constituent of ribosome; RNA binding. Bases 98 to 433 code for a protein of 111 amino acids.